CAGCAGACACCAACACCAGACGUCACCAUGGCAACAGGGAAAACAAAAGGCUCAGUGAAAUACAAGAACAUCAUCUCUAAGAGUCUUCUUGUCCGUUCAGGAUCUCCUGCUGUCUACCAGCUGACACCAAAGAAAGAGGAGAUUGGAUCUCUAAGAAGAAUGACUCUUGGUGAAAAAGAUCUGAACCAGACAAACAGAACCAUCUUACUUGUUGGAGAAACAGGAGCAGGAAAAUCUACUCUGAUCAACACUCUGGUCAACUACACCAUGGGAGUGAAGUGGAAAGAUGAUGUCUGGUUUCAAAUUGUAGAGGAGGAGAAGAGAAACCAAUCAGAGAGUCAGACAUCAGAUGUGAUCGUGUACCAGAUCUUUGAAUUUGAAGGUAAAACUCUGCCCUACUCUCUGACCAUCAUCGACACUCCUGGAUACGGAGAUACCAGAGGGAUUGAACAUGAUGCUGCAGUCAGUCAAAGAUUAUUAGACUGGUUCCGCUCAGCAGAUGGAGUUCAUGAGAUUAAUGCAGUGGGUCUGGUGCUGAAAGCAGCUGAGAAUCGACUGAGUGAUCGACUGAUGUACAUCUUUGAUUCAGUGGUGUCUCUGUUUGGAAAAGACAUGGAGCAGAACAUCGUCGCCCUCUUCACACACUCAGAUGGUCUGACACCUGAAAACGCUCUGAAAGCUCUCGAGGCUGCAAACAUUAAAUGUGCCAAAGACGAGGACGAUGAUCUUCUUCAUUUUAUGUUCAAUAACCAUCAGACCAGAGAGAAAACAAAGAAAACUAAAGCUGCUUUAAAAAGUGCAUGGGAUGUGACAACAGAUGGAAUCAGUCAGUUCAAAGACUUUCUGGAAAAAACGAAACCACAAAAGAUAAAUACAACCAGGGAUGACGUGAAUGAGCGAAUCAGACUGACAGCCUGCAUCCAAAACCUGACAGAGAGGAUUCAGUUAACUGAACUAAAACAGAGAGAAAUCCAACAGACCCAGGAAGCUCUGAAGAAACAUGAAGAAGAGAUGAAGAAAGAUGAGAAGUUCACUGUAGAAGUUGAUGAGGCCUACAAAGAGAAACUAACUAUCAGUGCUGGUGGGUUGUUGUUCUAUAAAGGAGCUGUCUGCUGUACAGUCUGUGAGGAGAACUGUCACUAUCCUGGAUGCACACUGGCCUGGUAUCCAAAACACUGUGAGGUCAUGAAAGAUGGCCGCUGCACUUCAUGUACCAGGAAGUGUCCUGUGUCAGAUCAUGUGAAAGAAGACUGGAUCUAUGUGACCAAGACAAGAAGAGUUAAAAAGACCCUACAGGAUGUAAAAGAGAAGUAUGAAAAGGAGAAAUCAGAGUGUGACGAGAAAACAAGUCUUUUGGAAAAUCUACAGGAGGAAAUGAAAGAACUUGAGAAAGAGAAAGAUCAGAUGUUGGAUGAAUCCUUCCAUCAUGUUGUCAAUCUGCAGCAGAUCGCUCUGAAAGUUGAUUCACUGUCCACUCUGGUCCACUUGGACUUCCUGAUUGAGAAGAUGAAGGAGAAAAGAGACACAGAGAAGAUCCAGAAACUGGAAGAGAUGAAGAGACGAGUGGAGGAAGAUAAACAAUUUAAAGCAGCGCUGCAGUACUGUUCUAAUAAACUAACAUCAGCUGCCAGAGAAGUUUCAGGAUCAAUAAUGAAGAAAACAAAAGGCUCAGUGAAAUACGAGGACAUCAUCUCUAAGAGUCGUCUUGUCCCUUCAGGAUCUCCUGCUGUCUACCAGCUGAGACCAAAGAAAGAGGAGAUUGGAUCUCUAAGAAGAAUGACUCUUGGUGAAAAAGAUGUGAACCAGACAAACAGAACCAUCUUACUUGUUGGAGAAACAGGAACAGGAAAAUCUGCUCUGAUCAACACUCUGGUCAACUACACCAUGGGAGUGAAGUGGGAGGAUGAUGUUUGGUUUCAGAUUGUAGAGGACGAGAAGAGAAACCAAACAGAGAGUCAGACAUCAGAUGUGUUUGUGUACCAGAUCUUUGGAUGUGAAGGUAAAACUCUGCCCUACUCUCUGACCAUCAUCGACACUCCUGGAUACGGAGAUACCAGAGGGACUGAACAUGAUGCUGCAGUCAGUGAGAGAUUAUUAGACUGGUUCCGCUCAGAUGAUGGAGUUCAUGAGAUUAAUGCAGUGGGUCUGGUGCUGAAAGCAGCUGAGAAUCGACUGGAUGAUCGACUGAUGUACAUCUUUGAUUCAGUGGUGUCUCUGUUUGGAAAAAACAUGGAGCAGAACAUCGUCGCCCUCAUCACACACUCAAGUGGUACAACACAUAAAAACGCUCUGAAAGCUCUCGAGGCUGCAAACAUUAAAUGUGCCAAAGAUGAAAAGAAUCAGCUGGUUCACUUCCUGUUUGAUAACUGCCAGCAUGAAGACAGGACAGAGGACACAGAUAAGCUUCAGCAAGCAUUUACAGAAACAACUGGAGGACUGAAGAAGUUCACAGACUUUCUGGAAAAAACUAAACCACAAAAGCUGAAAACAACUGUGGAGGUUCUGAAUUCACGAAUCAGACUGACAGCCUGCAUCCAAAACCUGACAGAGAGGAUUCAGUUAACUGAACUGAAACAGAGAGAAAUCCAACAGACCCAGGAAGCUCUGAAGAAACAUGAAGAAGAGAUGAAGAAUAAUGAGAAGUUCACUAUAGAAGUUGAUGAAGUCUACAAAGAGAAAGAAACUAUCAGUGCUGGGAGGAGGUGGUGGGCGUUGUGGUUAAAUUAUGGAGGAGCUGUCUGCUGUACAGUCUGUGAGGAGAACUGUCACCAUCCUGGAUGCACACUGGCCUGGUAUCCAAAACACUGUGAGGUCAUGAAAGAUGGCCGCUGCACUUCAUGUACCAGGAAGUGUCCUGUGUCAGAUCAUGUGAAAGAAAACUGGAUCUAUGUGACCGAGACAAGAAGAGUUAAAAAGAACCUACAAGAUGUGAAGAAGAAGUAUGAAAAGGAGAAAUCAGAGUGUGACAAGAAAACAAGCCUUCUGGAAAAACUACAGAAGGAAAUGAAAGAACUUGAGAAAGAUAAAGAUCAGAUGUUGGAUGAAUCCUUCCAGCAUGUUGUCAAUCUGGAGCAGAUCGCUCUGAAAGUUGAUUCACUGUCCACUCAUGUCCACUUGGACUUCCUGAUUGAGAAGAUGGAGAAGAAAAGAGACACAGAGAAGAUCCAGAAACUGGAGGAGAUGAAGAGUCGAGUGGAUGAAAGAACCAGAGCAGCGAUGCGAUACAGAGAAAUAGUGACUGCUAAAGAAGUAAUGUGAGUGGAGAACAUGACAGAGAGCAGAC
This is a messenger RNA of Acanthopagrus latus (yellowfin seabream), 3283 nucleotides long. RefSeq lists its product as uncharacterized. Gene Ontology annotation, molecular function: GTP binding; ATP hydrolysis activity. The transcript has 4 exons. The coding region runs from base 28 to 3258 and encodes 1076 amino acids. The record is from RefSeq and is a predicted model, not a curated record. NCBI's taxonomy places the organism in Eukaryota, Metazoa, Chordata, Actinopteri, Spariformes, Sparidae.